Molecule: messenger RNA, 301 nt
Organism: Rattus norvegicus (Norway rat)
Lineage: Eukaryota; Metazoa; Chordata; Mammalia; Rodentia; Muridae
Source: RefSeq, a predicted model, not a curated record
AGAACAUGUCUCUCACAAAGGAUCUCCUUCAUCCCUCUCCAAAAGAGAAGAAAAAGCGCCUGGUGCAGAGCCCCAAUUGCUACUUUAUGGAUGUGAAAUGCCCAGGAUGCUAUAAAAUCACCACGGUCUUUAGCCAUGCACAAACAGUAGUCUUGUGUGUUGGCUGCUCCAUGGUCCUCUGUCAGCCUACAGGUGGGAAAGCAAGGCUGACAGAAGGAUGCUCCUUCAGGAGGAAGCAGCACUGAAAGCCCCUGAUUCAAGAUGAGUGGAACCUUCCCAAUAAAUACAUUUUGGAUAUAUA